AUGAAUGAUGUCAUCCUCAUGCUGGCAAGUCGAACCAACGCGACAAGUUUUACCCAAUGGGUCACAUCCGCCAACCUAUCUGCCAACUGGACAGACAUCUCGCUGGAGGUGAUGGACAGCGAAGGAGAAAUGGCUGGUUCACAAUCAUUUUCCAUUCUUCCCUGUUCAGACCGACCCGCGACCCACAAGUCCUCCAACGUUGGCGCCAUUGUUGGAGGAGUCGUGGGCGGAAUAGCUGCCAUCCUCAUUAUCGCUGUUGCCGCCUGGUACCUCGUACGCCGCAGGAGGAAGCAGAAGACCCAUCGUGGCGACCGAUUCGUCGUUGACAACAACGACUACGAGCCCAGGCCUUUCCACCAGGUGACGAGUACAACUACAACCAUAGCCAACCGCCCUGGGAGCCUGGGCAGGUCAAGUUCAGGCGCAGGUGUCACGCACAGCGUCUCCAACUCCAACUCUGGCGCCUCUGGUGACCAUGACGAUGCUCAAUUAGCCAACAUGAACGCUUUCCAGUCAGCAGCUUCCCGUUCCGCGGGAACGCCUUCCCUCUCGGCGGACGACACCAGCAUCACCAAUCGCAACUCAACCAUGUACAACGGAACAGACGGCUCCACCCACGCACUGGACUCUGGCACGGGCUUGACCACUGUCGAUGGGCUGCUGCCUCCUAUCUAUGAACCUGGUUGGCAGGAGGCGCAAGCCCAGACUGGCGGCGGUGCGAACGAAAAAUCCAACCGACCCGCAGCCAGCCAGCACGUCAGGUAA
This is a messenger RNA of Apiotrichum porosum, 765 nucleotides long. RefSeq lists its product as uncharacterized. NCBI's taxonomy places the organism in Eukaryota, Fungi, Basidiomycota, Tremellomycetes, Trichosporonales, Trichosporonaceae. The transcript has a single exon. The coding region runs from base 1 to 765 and encodes 254 amino acids. The record is from RefSeq and is a predicted model, not a curated record.